Molecule: messenger RNA, 1518 nt
Organism: Brassica rapa (field mustard)
Lineage: Eukaryota; Viridiplantae; Streptophyta; Magnoliopsida; Brassicales; Brassicaceae
Product: transcription factor HBI1
Biological process (GO): regulation of DNA-templated transcription
Cellular component (GO): nucleus
Molecular function (GO): protein dimerization activity; DNA-binding transcription factor activity
Source: RefSeq, a predicted model, not a curated record
AUCAAUGGAUUAGUUUCUCCAACCUCUUUCAUCUCUUCUAAGCAACCUACCCAAACAACAUUACAUAAACCUAAAUCUCUCCUCAUACAUUUAUAGCAAAUCAUCUCUUGCUUUAAGCACACACUCUCACACACAAAAUCAGAGCGUUUCUCCCCGUCCUCUAUUCUGUUUGUACUUUUGGUCUCACUUUAAAGAUCAAAUCCGUAAAUUCAAGUUUAGAGAUUUUUUGCAGAGAACGAUAUGUUGGAAAGUCUUGUCUCUCUAGAAAGCAUGUCCUUGAGCUCCAUGGAUGUGUCUGUACUUGAAAGGCUUAAAUGGCUGCAACAACAACAACAACAAGUUCUGAGCACUACUAAUGCUUCACCUGAACUUCUUCAGUUCCAUGGAACCAACAAUGAUGAGUUGUUGCAGAAUACCUUUAGCCAUUUUCAAAUGCUUGGAUCUGGUUUUGGACCAAACUAUAGCAUGGGUUUUGGUCCUUCACAUGAAGCUAUGGAUGGCUGCAUUUCAAGAACAAAUAGCUGCCAGAUGGAUCAAGCCGAUACAGUGGGGGUAAUGUUGAAGAACAGUGAAGAAAACAUAACUAUUUCCUUGAAAAACAAGAGAAAAUCAGAGGUUAAGACAAGGGAAGAGGAAAAGACAGAGAAGAAGAUCAAAGUAGAGGCUGAGACUGAGUUAAACAUGAAAGUAAAAUCAAACUUGAGUAACACGGAAGCAUCUUCAGAAACUUCAAAGCAGAAAUCAAAGGCAGCUUCAGAGAACCAGAAAUUGGAUUAUAUCCACGUGAGAGCUCGUCGAGGCCAAGCAACCGACAGACACAGUUUAGCAGAAAGGGCAAGAAGAGAAAAGAUCAGCAAGAAGAUGAAGUAUCUGCAAGAUCUUGUCCCUGGAUGCAACAAAGUCACUGGAAGAGCUGGUAUGCUUGAUGAGAUAAUUAAUUAUGUUCAAUCUCUCCAGAGGCAAGUUGAGUUCUUGUCGAUGAAACUGGCUGUCCUAAACCCAGAACUCGAGCUUGCUAUGGAGGACUUAUCUGUAAAACAGUUUCAGGCGUACUUUACAAAUCUUCCUGUAGUAGUUGCUUCAAAGCCAUCACUAAUGGUUGAUGCGCCAUUGUUUCCGCUGGAUCAGCAAGGAUCUCUAGAUUUAUCAGUGAUAAACCCGAACCAAGCAACAACUAUUGAAGCUCCAUCUGCAAGCUGGGAAACUCAAUCACAGAGUCUCUACAACACAUCUAGCCUCGGAUUUCAGUACUAAGAAAAUAUUCAUUGAAGCAAUGAAGUUGACAUCAUCAGGAUCAGAUUCAGAACCAUAUUCUACUUUAUAUGCGGAUAAAAGGGACAACUACGUGUUCAUGGAAUAUUUUUCAGCUUUUGCAUUAUCUUUUGAUCCUUGUUUUCUGAUAUUUAAACCAGAAGAACUGGAGACAGCAAUUUAAUGGUCUUGUCACCAUCAAUCUUUGUAUAAAUCUUGGUUUAUAAGAUAAUAUAUAGAGAGAGAGAGGAAAAGAGUAAAUAAACA